AAUAGAGGAUCGAAGGAGGCUCAGAUGCCCCACACCCUGGCUCGACGGUGCAGGUCCUUCAGUCUGUCCCAGGACGUGCCAGUGCUUGCAUCGCUCCCUCUCGCAGCUUCGCCCUUAUUUGAGGAGUACCUUCGUAGAGGUCAAUCUGACUUGACGAUGUAUUCGACGCCGUGGCUGCUGUUCCUCGUGCUGACCGCCUGGGACUCGAGGCCAAGUCGAGCUUUCAUCUUCCCAAGCUUGCCCCAGGACGUCUGCAACAGGCACUUCUCAAUCAGUAACGAUACAGACUUAAACAAGCUGACGGGCGAGUGGGUGACGGUGGCUAGCACGAGGAAGGUCUUCCCUUGUCACCGAUUCUCCGGGAAGGUUGAGGGAGCGAAUGUAAGUCGGUUCCUCUCUGGUUAUCCUGUCAGGAGCUCUCCGAUUCAGGAAGGCUCGGUUGUUGCUUUUGUUGUUUUGAAAGAAGCCUAG
This is a messenger RNA of Penaeus vannamei (Pacific white shrimp), 471 nucleotides long. Lineage: Eukaryota; Metazoa; Arthropoda; Malacostraca; Decapoda; Penaeidae. The record is from RefSeq and is a predicted model, not a curated record.